AUGGACGAUCUUGCUUUUAUCUUUUCUCAUCAUAAUCGUGAAACGUCAAGAAAACGACUUCACGAAGAUGAAAAGGCUGCUGCUUUGGCUUCGGGUUCAAAAAUAAUUUCUAUACAAAAUUUACCUUGCUUUAGCCAUAAUUUAUACAUAUACACAGUAUUAUUUUUUGACGAAGCGGGUUCAGUUGAACCCACUUCUCACCACUUGGGUCCGCCCCUGACUACUACUCCCAACUCAUCACAAUAUUAUUCAUCAACAAAGGCUGAGGCAAAUCAACAACAACAACAAAUCCAGUAUAAUCCCACAGAGUGGAGUCUGAAGAGGGUAAUAUGUACGGCCGAGGCAAAUCCUAGUACUAUAAACUUCUCGCCCGGCCUUGUUUAUCAAAAUGGAGGAACGACAAGAAGUACAGGGGAGCAAGCUCAAGAACACUUAUUAGCUGAAAGAAACAGACGACAGAAGAUUACUAAGUUGUUUGUGUCCUUAGCUGCUCUUCUUCCUGUCCUCAAGAAGAUGGACAAGGCCUCAAUACUUGAAGGAGCAACCAGUCUAAUUAGAAAACUACGUGAAAAAGGUGCAGCUCCUGCAGUGAAGAAGGCAAGAAAUUAUGAACAUCAAUCUUCCAUUGACAUGAGUAUUUUACCAGAAAUAGAAGUAAGAAUUUUAGAAGAGGAGGUGCUAAUUACAGUCUACUGCAAGAAGAAAUAUACAGGAAUUAUUGAUGAAAUAUUAAGUGUGAUUCAGAAGCUUCAUCUAACCAUCAAAAGCAGCAAUUUCUUGACAUUUGGCAACACCACAAUGCAUAUCACAAUCAUUGCUCAGGUCUGAUUAUUAAUAUUUCCUAAAACCCUUUUAUAUCGGGAGCCUUCGAGCAACGGUAUAGUUAUUUCCGUAUGAUCUAUAAGUCACGUGUUUUAUAAGCUGUGGAAUCAGCCACUGAUAUACUUGCAUUGGAAUAUGCUUCCUACAUCGCACCCUCUCGGAGUGUGGCCCUUCGGACCCUGCGUGAACACGGAAGCUUCGUGCAUCGGGUUGCCUUUUUUUUUUUAAUAAAAAAAUUCUCUUGUAUUUCAGUUUGUUACUUGGUUAGUUGGUUUUAAACUUUAAUGUACGUAUUUCAACAACAGAUUGUCUUGCUGAGAAAUUACGACAGACAAUACUUAAAACGUUGAGAUAAUUUGAUUUACA
Messenger RNA from Nicotiana attenuata, 1188 nucleotides. RefSeq names its product transcription factor bHLH25-like. Gene Ontology annotation, molecular function: protein dimerization activity. The transcript has 3 exons. Bases 1 to 828 code for a protein of 275 amino acids. The record is from RefSeq and is a predicted model, not a curated record. NCBI's taxonomy places the organism in Eukaryota, Viridiplantae, Streptophyta, Magnoliopsida, Solanales, Solanaceae.